This is a messenger RNA of Solanum pennellii, 1208 nucleotides long. RefSeq lists its product as uncharacterized. Lineage: Eukaryota; Viridiplantae; Streptophyta; Magnoliopsida; Solanales; Solanaceae. The transcript has 8 exons. The coding region runs from base 218 to 1012 and encodes 264 amino acids. The record is from RefSeq and is a predicted model, not a curated record.
UUAUUCUUCCCUUUCAUAUUCCAAUUCAUAGUUUGAAAAGUCUAUAACAGCCAACCGCGCAGACACGGAAGGUGUUCGAUCUCCAGAAAUUAUAUAUAUUUUUUUAUUCAAAACGUUCACAACACGCUCGAUCUUGUUUAAUUAUAUCUUUUUAUUAUUAUUAUUAUUUUAAAAAAAUUGAAGUCUCUGCUCCAGCGACAGUUACUCAGUUGUUCCAAUGGCUUCAUUGGAUGCUGAAAUGGAGAAAAUGAAGUUCCGUCAAAACUAUCAGAAUCACUGGCAUACCGAUCUUCUCCGUGCUCCGCAGUCCGAUCCUCUCUUUUGCUGUUUUUCGCUUUGGUGUGGUCCUUGUGCAUCGUACAUUCUCAGAAAACGAGCUCUAUACAAUGAUAUGUCAAGGUAUACAUGUUGUGGAGGCUAUAUGCCUUGUAGUGGCAGAUGUGGAGAAAGUCAUUGCCCCGAGUUGUGUCUUUGUACAGAGGUCUUUCUUUGCUUUGCUAAUUCAGUUGCCUCAACGCGUUUUAUGUUGCAAGACGAGUUCAAUCUUCAGACAACAAAAUGCGAUAAUUGCAUAAUUGGAUUCAUGUUUUGCCUCCAGCAGGUAGCAUGUAUAUUUAGCUGCAUUGCUUGUAUUACAGGAAAUGACGAACUUCAAGAGGCUUCUCGGGUUCUGAAUUGUUGCUCGGACAUGGUUUAUUGCACGGUUUGCAGCUGUAUGCAGACACAACACAAGGUUGAAAUGAACAAAAGAGAUGGAAAGUUUGGUGCAAGGCCAACAACAGCACCACCUAUUCAACACAUGUCUCGUUUGGAUCAGCCUCUUCCUCCAACCAUUGCAUAUGCACCUCAAUCAUACCCACCCCCACCCCCACCCCAGCAACCCUAUGGAUACCCACCACCACCACCACAACCCCCUAUAUACCCUCCACCCCCAUUGCAACAUCAUGGCUAUCCUCCACCCAAUUAUGCACCAAGUGGUGUUGGAUACCCUCCACCUGGUUAUCCGCGCUGAAAUUCGUAAGGCAUAAUAUAUAAAUGCGUCAUUUUACUUGGUUUACUUCGUAAGGCAUGAUAUAUAAACGCGUCGUUUUAUUUGGUUUACUUGGUUAUACACUGAUUUUUUUCAAUUUCAUUCUUUCUUUUUGUGGAACCUUAGUUGUUGCAUUGUAGUCCCAAGUGAGGAAAUAAAAUUUGUCAAAUUUGUAUUA